This is a messenger RNA of Podospora pseudocomata, 1761 nucleotides long. RefSeq lists its product as uncharacterized. NCBI's taxonomy places the organism in Eukaryota, Fungi, Ascomycota, Sordariomycetes, Sordariales, Podosporaceae. Bases 1 to 1761 code for a protein of 586 amino acids. The record is from RefSeq and is a predicted model, not a curated record. The transcript is spliced from 4 exons.
AUGUCAAACAAAGACCCUCCCCCGCCUCCAGCUCCUCCCUCUGGCCCAUUCACAGUCUACUCCAGCGCCGCGAAGCAGGGUGGCACGGGCUCAGUCAAGACUCUAACAGCAAAAACAAACAUCGACAAUUUCGUCCGUCCGCAUGGCAGCCCCUUGGGAUCUGGUGUUCAGUUCUGCGCCCACAUUCUUGUAACGACAUUUGGUUCUGAGGGCAAUCCGGGUUUACCACCUGUGUCCAAGGUCCCCGUACCUGGGUUGAAGGAUACUGGCAGUCUUCUGUACAUGGGCCUCGACCCAACGACCACGCCCGUCACGGCGUCUGUGAAGGAACUCUUCGCCUUCGCUGGGCUGAAGUCACCGCCUCUCUCUGAGUUUGCGCUUUGGGGUGUCACGCUGCGUGUAUCAAGCGAUCCAGCCAAGCCGAUUCGUAACGCGCUUUUAUACAGCCCACCCAACUACGAUCAGACCAUUCUCCGUCUGCAGUUCAGUCUCAGUGACGCAGACAGAGCCACCUUGCAAAGCUACAUUGCCAAAGCACUUCCAUCCCUCGAGUUCAGAAAUGUGGAUUUCAUCUGCCGCCGCACCAUCACCGGUAUGACUACAGGUGGCAAGAUAUCAGCUUCCGCCCAAGGUGAAGUCCUGAUCGAGACAGAGUGUCAUCUUUUGCCCAAAGGCCACGAUCUUCAGAUCAGAGCGGGAAUCAGCAUUUUCCAUGACCAGUACCAUCUAACGUUCCAGCUCGACGAGCAGAUCAAAGGUCACUCUGCCCUGGGAGACAUACUGGCCUGGCUUGCAGAGUGUAUUGGGCUUCAGUCCGAUGACUUCAAUUUUGUGAUAGACAUGCUUAUGCAGCAGGAUGGAAAGGCCUUUGGGGAUGCGCUGGAGUUGCGCCGGAUCCAGAUUGCUCUCGGUACUGAUGACGGCGGCAAGACAACCAAGUUGAUGUCUUUUAGUGUCGACAUUCAGGCCACGGCAACAUUUGGGCAUGAGAAUGGCCCUGAUGGCAAGCCCAAGGACGCAGACCCCGUUGUCUUUCUGCUCACGAACUUGGCGCCUGGGUUCGAGGAAAUCAACUCUCUCGUCCCCAUUCUCGUCAAAGUCCGCAAGACCAUCAGCAUCCCGGGCCUCAUCCCAGGCUUGAACAUCGAGAACGUGCCACACAAUAUCCCCACUGAUAUCAGCAGAGCCUACGUCGUGCUCAACCAAAGCAGUAUAGCGGUGGGCGGUACUGUCCAAUCGCUGGAUUUUACCUCCCAAGAUAAGGACUACCCCGUACCACAGCUUAAUCUUGGAUGGGUCAGCAUCGACGCUUCGUACAAUUGGGCCAAAGGGGCAACAUCUCCUCUCAACGUCAAGGCCUCCUUUCUCGCCGAGCUCAGGCCGUCCAAGAAUGCCACACACAAGGAGCCUGCCACGCUCGUGGGCGCCAUGAAGCCAUCGAACACGGACCCCGAUGCAACUGGAGAAGCAGAUCACGUUCUCCCGCUCAUUGAGGCCAUCGAGAUUGAAAGCAUGAAGCUCACUUACGUCUAUGACAAGACGCCUACUACGGGAGACCAAGUUGUUGGCAGCUCAUUCACCUUUGACGGAAUUUUGAAUGUCUCUGAUUUGCAGCUCAAACUUCAUUUCUCGUAUGAGAAGAAGGCCUUUGAGUUCCGAGCAACGUUACAUGCCGGAUCGGCGACAACCAUUGGGAAGAUCAUCGAAGAUCUCGUCGGAGAUGGCAUCGACGUUCCAGAAUUCUUUACGAUGCCAAACUAG